Elephantulus edwardii (Cape elephant shrew) is the source of this 2307-nucleotide messenger RNA. It is a transcript of the gene SENP2, whose product is annotated as SUMO1/sentrin/SMT3 specific peptidase 2. Lineage: Eukaryota; Metazoa; Chordata; Mammalia; Macroscelidea; Macroscelididae. Gene Ontology annotation, molecular function: deSUMOylase activity. The record is from RefSeq and is a predicted model, not a curated record. Bases 214 to 1983 code for a protein of 589 amino acids. Gene Ontology annotation, cellular component: nucleus. Gene Ontology annotation, biological process: protein desumoylation. The transcript has 17 exons.
GGUCGGGCGGGAGGAGGUGACGUCGGGAGCGGUGGCAGGCUGGGGCUUCCUCCAGGCCUGGAGACGUUUUAUCUGUGAGCCGUCGUAUUACGUCACAAGUCAGCGACUGUGCCUUGGUGGUUGUGGCCGAGGCAGUGAAGGCGGCAGCGGCGGCGACAGCUCUGGGGGUUGCGUCUCGGGGUGUGUCGGCCGCCGCUGCUGCUCGGGCCUGGUAUGUACAAAUGGCUGGUUAGAAUUCUCGGCACCAUUUUCCGUUUUUGUGACCGGCCGGUGCCCCCUCCCCGGGCGGUCCUGAAGAGGCGACGCUCGAACAGCAGUCUGUUUCCCACAGUGGACACUGAUGAAAUACCAGCCAAAAGACCAAGAUUAGAUUGCUUUAUUCACCAAGUCAGAAACAGUCUCUACAAUGCUGCCAGCUUGUUUGGAUUCCCAUUCCAGAUAACUACAAAGCCCAUGGCAACUUCUGCUUGUAAUGGAACACGGAAUGUGGCCCCUUCAGGAGAGGUAUUUUCAAACUCUUCACCCUGUGAACUGACACGUUCUGGAUCCUGGAACAACAUGCUGAAACUGGGUAAUAAGUCUCCUAAUGGAAUAAGCGACUAUCCAAAGAUCAGAGUGACAGUAACCCGAGACCAGCCACGCAGAGUCCUACCUUCUUUUGGUUUUACUUUAAAUUCUGAAUCCUCUAAUAGAAGACCAAGUGGCCGCCGCCAUAGCAGAGGCAAUCCAGAGAGUCCCUUAAUGUGGAAACAUCAGGAGCAAUCAAUAACAGAAAUGACUUCUGAAGACAGUGGCAAGGGUGUGAGGCGUCCCCAUUGUACUGUGGAAGAGGGUGUUCAAAAAGAGGAGCGAGAGAAAUACCGAAAAUUACUGGAGCGACUGAAAGAGGGAGGUCAUGGAAACUCUGUUUCUCCUACAUCCUCAAACCAUCAUAGUUAUCAAAGAAGCCAGAUGGAUAUGUUAAAGACCAGAGGCUGGGGGGAUGAGCAGCAUCAUGGAAUCAGAACAACUCAGUUUGUUCCAAAACAGUAUAGAAUUGUUGAAACAAGGGGACCUCUAUGUUCAAUGAGAAGUGAAAAGAGAUGUUCAAAAGGGAAAUUUUCUGAUACUGAGAAGACAGUUGGAAUCAGAGUUGAAAAUGAAGGUAGGAGAGGACAUCAGCUGGAGCCUGACCUGUCUGAAGAAGUGUCCGCCCGGCUCCGCCUGGGCAGCGGAAGCAAUGGCUUAUUCAGGAGGAAAAUGUCAGUCCUUGAGACACGAGAAAAGAAUUACUCGGGCAGAGAGAGAGAGAGAAGAACAGAUGAGCUUCUUGAACUUACAGAGGACAUGGAAAAAGAAAUCAGCCAUGCCCUUGGCCACGGCUCACAGGACGAGAUCCUUAGCAGUGCUUUCAAACUGCGCAUCACUCGUGGUGACAUCCAGACCUUGAGGAACUAUCACUGGCUCAAUGAUGAAGUCAUUAAUUUUUACAUGAACCUUCUGAUGGAAAGAAAUAAAAAGCAAGGCUAUCCAGCACUUCAUGCAUUUAGUACUUUCUUCUACCCUAAAUUAAGGUCUGGGGGUUACCAAGCAGUAAAAAGAUGGACCAAAGGGAUAAAUCUCUUUGAUCAAGAACUUAUUCUGGUGCCUAUUCAUCGGAAGGUACACUGGAGUCUGGUGGUUAUAGACCUACGAAAAAAAUGUCUUACAUAUUUGGAUUCUAUGGGACAGAAAGGCCACAGGAUCUGUGAGAUUCUCCUUCAGUAUUUACAGGAUGAAAGUAAGACCAAAAGAAAUAUUGAUCUAAACCUUUUAGAAUGGACCCAUUACAGCAUGAAGCCACACGAGAUUCCUCAACAGUUGAAUGGAAGUGAUUGUGGAAUGUUUACUUGUAAAUAUGCAGAUUAUAUCUCUAGAGACAAACCUAUCACAUUUACUCAGUGCCAGAUGCCUCUUUUCCGGAAGAAGAUGGUGUGGGAAAUCCUUCACCAGCAACUGCUGUGAAAUGCCCUGCCUGCCCCUCUAGCUGCUGCUGGUUCUUUCCUGGAUGGUUCCAUAUACCUCAUGCAUCGUGAGUUUUAAAAGUCCCGGCAUCACUUCAGUUCUCUUUCAGGUACUGAGCUGUCCAAAUGCAUGGAGGCCUCUGCCUGCACUCAGUCCUGACUUGGUGUGCAGAGGGCUGCUCGCAACCUGUUCGUAAGGGCUGUGGCCUGCUCAGAGCCCUGGACUGCUCAACCCACACAAGAACAAACGCUAAAUAAAUAUAUUUUGAUUUUUUAAAGAAUUUUUUUCUUUUUCCCUAUGAAUGUGGGAAAUGCAGGAUUUAGU